Messenger RNA from Pectinophora gossypiella (pink bollworm), 663 nucleotides. Its product is annotated as zinc finger HIT domain-containing protein 3. The transcript is spliced from 3 exons. Lineage: Eukaryota; Metazoa; Arthropoda; Insecta; Lepidoptera; Gelechiidae. The coding region runs from base 95 to 487 and encodes 130 amino acids. The record is from RefSeq and is a predicted model, not a curated record. Gene Ontology annotation, molecular function: protein binding.
CAACAACAACAACAAAACCACAUGGCUGUAUUUUGGGUGUUUUGUAUUGUUUCAGCGACAUCUCUAACUUUUAUAAUUUUUUUAUUUAAUCAAAAUGAAUUGUGUAGAAUGUAGUGAAUUAUCAAAAUACAAGUGCCCCACUUGUGUUGAACCAUACUGCUCAGUGCCUUGUUGGAAGAAACACAAAUCGAAGCCAUGCGCUGCCCCGCCGCCCGAACCUAAGACUGACCUUCAAGAAGAAUCCAUCACCAGUUAUGAUUUUCCCACAGAAGACACAGUGUCACCAGAGAAAUUAUCAUUAUUAGAUCAAUCAGCAGAUGUAAAGAAAUGUUUAGAGAAUCCACAUGUAAGAACUAUACUAGGUAUUCUAGACAAAUCACCGCACCCAGAUGAACUAAUGCAAGAAUACAUGCUGGAGCCAAUAUUUACAGAAUUUGUUGAUGCUUGCCUAAAGGUUGUCCAACCUCAAGGUGAUAAAGUUGGGUGACAAGCAAGUUAUGUUUAGUAGUUAUAAGAAUUAAAAUGUACUAUUUAUGAUAUUGCCACCAAUUUUAAAUUGUGUCUUAGUGUAUUUUUCAUCAUCAACAUCAGCCAUAUGACGCCCACUGCUAGGCAUAGGCCUCCCCCAGUGUAUUUUUAAUAAAAGAAAAUAAAUAAAUUCAA